This is a messenger RNA of Tuber aestivum (summer truffle), 1347 nucleotides long. Lineage: Eukaryota; Fungi; Ascomycota; Pezizomycetes; Pezizales; Tuberaceae. The record is from the annotation of a GenBank genome assembly.
AUGUCCGUAUAUAUAUCAAGCCCUCCUCAACUGAUGAGGCUUCCCUUUCCCGUUUAUUGUUCGGAAGCUGACGUCUUGGUUCGGUUCAGGUACUCGGACCUUGAAUGCGAUUACAUCAACCCCAUCGACCUUUGCAACCGCCUCAACACCUACAUCGUCCCUGAAGCCGCUGUCCACGCUUUCCUCACCGCUUUAUUCUUGGUUAAUGGGUACUGGCUCGCACUACUACUCAAUCUCCCGCUCGUGGUAUUUAACGUUAAGAAGUAUGCACUUUCAUUGAUUUUUUUUGGAUGUUUCUUCCUUUUAUCGUUUCUUUUCUGGAAGCCUGCGUCCUUAUGACCCCUAUGACGUGAUUGGCCGUCAUUGCGAGGCAGGAUUUAGAAGUGUUUUAAACACCCUUUUUUACCUUCAACACUUGGCUAAUUUAUUGAAUAGGAUUUUGGAUAAUGCUCAUCUCCUAGAUGCUACGGAGAUCUUCCGAACGCUAAACAAGCACAAGAAGGUAAAAUGUCUUAUCUAUAAUAUUUAACAUCCUGUUUAUUCGCUAACCACCUAUCAUGGUGAAUUUUAGGAAUCUUUUAUCAAACUCGGCUUUCACCUAGUCAUGUUCUUCUUCUACCUAUACAGUAUGAUUGUUGCUCUUAUCAGAGACGAGACCAACUAAGUUGAACGAGAAGCGUUUCUUGCUCGGGCUAUGUGGGAUACGCUUCAGUGGAUGUGGGGAUGGAUUACUGAAGUGUUAGGUUAUGUAAGGGGUGCAUUUUAUAUUAGGGGGCUCGGAUUUUAGUUGUCGUUGGGCAUGAAGCUGGAGAGCUCGUUGGGAUUUGGUAACAAGGUGCAUACGGCAUGACAUCCUUCCACGCUUUAUAGCAGGAGGAAGAGUUAAGAGCCGUGGUGGUGGUGCCGAUUGUUCGCUGUGUGUUUCUCCAAGGCUACUACUAUCAUACUUAUGUAUAGAUCUUACCCUCUAUUUCCAUUUUUUCUUUCUUUUUUUUUUCCAUUUUUUCCAGUUAUUGUUCUUGAUCCCUUUCUGGUCCCGGUGUUUCCCUCUAUUCCCAGCUCUGUUAUCAAGCGAUUUUCUUCUUCCUCAUUCAUUUCUUUGAUUCCCCCGUCUCCAAGAUUUCUAUGCGGUUUGCAUCGAGGUAAUGAGUGGUUUUUCAUGAUGAUACUCACGGGAUUCAGAAUGGAACGGUUGUCUUUUUUUCCUUCCCCACUUUUCCUUCCGCUUUUUCGAGUCGUUUGGGACGGUAAUUGGAGGGCCGGUGGGAAGGGGGUGAAAAAGAAGAAUGCUCUGCUAUGUAUCAUACGAUGAAAGCAUAAUUCGUAGUUCACACGUGGUCACUCGCG